Messenger RNA from Aureobasidium melanogenum CBS 110374, 816 nucleotides. RefSeq lists its product as uncharacterized. The transcript has a single exon. The record is from RefSeq and is a predicted model, not a curated record. Gene Ontology annotation, molecular function: nucleic acid binding. NCBI's taxonomy places the organism in Eukaryota, Fungi, Ascomycota, Dothideomycetes, Dothideales, Saccotheciaceae. Bases 1 to 816 code for a protein of 271 amino acids.
AUGUCGGACUCAACACCGCUUGGUUCCCUGGACGAAACAGAAUCCACUAGAUGGACGGUAGAUGAUGCUGCUCUCCCUUCUCAGCUCAACCUACGAUUACACGAUUGUGACCUUUGCAAUCUGCUAUGGCUUCGUCCGAACUUAGAGGGCAAAAAAGCAGUAGGGGCAUCCCACCCUUUUCACCAUACACAUCACGACGCAGAAGGCGCCACCAGCAGAUCGCUUGUAGCAUUCAUCGCAGCAGUGUCCUUAGAUGAAGGACAUCAAUACUUCAGGCCUGCGGGUAUUGGAGUGUUCUUCAACGAGCAUUCCAUCUUGAACAUCUCCAAUUCCUUCAAUAUGACAUAUCAGCUGGAGUGUUCUCGUUCGGGAUCUCGUGGUCUGGUCCCUCAUUUGGCAGCAGCGAGGAGUGCACUGCAAACAGUCCGUACAGCGAUUGUUCCAGACAGGAUACAAGCUCUGCGAAGCGCUGCCUCGCACUACGGUUGGUCAGAAAUUGAUGUCCAAGCAGUCGCACGCUUCCAACUUAUAGUUGCAACCGACUCGCAAGUCUUGCUGGACGAAAUAAGCAGCUGGAAGUCGAGUAACCAACUUCGAAGCUCGUUGGAUAUUGGUGAACCUGGCGAAAAGGACUUUUUGGUCGAUCUUCUUGAUCAAAUCGAGGCCUUGUCAAGGCUUGGGAUUCAGGUGAUGUGGUCUCGUGUCAGAGAGAGGUGGAAUCGACCUGCGAGGAAGCUGGCGGCUGAUGCUGUUAUUGGCCAUUGUGUGAGGUUGGAGGGGAGGAAGCCAUCGCGUAUCACUGAUUUGUAUUGUUAG